Messenger RNA from Calypte anna (Anna's hummingbird), 1163 nucleotides. RefSeq names its product fragile histidine triad diadenosine triphosphatase (gene FHIT). The transcript has 8 exons. The record is from RefSeq and is a predicted model, not a curated record. Gene Ontology annotation, biological process: intrinsic apoptotic signaling pathway by p53 class mediator; purine nucleotide metabolic process; negative regulation of proteasomal ubiquitin-dependent protein catabolic process. Gene Ontology annotation, cellular component: plasma membrane; cytoplasm; nucleus. The coding region runs from base 195 to 641 and encodes 148 amino acids. NCBI's taxonomy places the organism in Eukaryota, Metazoa, Chordata, Aves, Apodiformes, Trochilidae. Gene Ontology annotation, molecular function: bis(5'-adenosyl)-triphosphatase activity; ubiquitin protein ligase binding.
GGCCGCCAUUACCUCAGCGGCGAACCCUCCUCCCUGCCUGCCCCGUAGCUGUUGCGGGGCCGUGAGUGGGUGCUGUGGCACGCCUCUUUUCGCUGGUGCAACGCAUGCGUGUUAGGAAAAGGAGUGUAAAGAUUGAGUAAUACAUAGAAGAGGCCCACUUCAGGUUUCUAAUACCCUGAAGAUUAACAUUUAUCAUGCUGAGAUUUGGACAGCACCUUAUCAAACCCUCUGUGGUCUUCCUAAAGACUGAGCUCUCCUUCGCUCUUGUGAAUCGGAAGCCAGUGGUCCCAGGACAUGUCCUUGUUUGUCCUCUGCGGGCAGUGGAACGUUUCCGGGAUUUGUGUCCUGAGGAAGUGGCUGAUUUGUUUCGUACGGCACAAAGGGUGGGCAACGUGGUGGAGAAACACUUCUGUGGCACCUCGCUCACCAUUUCGAUUCAGGAUGGCCCUGAAGCUGGACAAACGGUGAAGCAUGUCCACGUCCAUGUCCUUCCAAGGAGGGCCGGAGACUUCAGGAGGAAUGAUGAUGUGUACGAGGAGUUGCAACGACAUGACAAAGAGGAUUCCCCUGACAAGUGGAGGACAGAAGAAGAAAUGGCAGCUGAAGCAGCAACCCUGAAGAAGUAUUUUCAGGAAAAUUAAAGGUAACAAAGUGUUUGAAAAACAUCCUGCGACAUAAGAAAUUCCCCAGAAAGGAAGACCUCAUUCUCCAGCUCUCAGCGGCCCUGGAGCUGCAGCUGAGCAAUUUCAUUCUGUUCUACAAAUAUGGGAUUCUUCCUUGAAAAAAUUUUAUUGGACAUUUGGGUAUCAUCAAGGUUGAAUUUCAGCUAAGACAACUAACAGAACUGAUUCAAAAUAUUGUUCUAAGUGGUAACGCAUAUUUUUCCGAAUUGUGUGCUUGGGAACGAAUCUCUUUUUAAAUUGUCCCUUGGCCUAAAUUGAACUAAAGUUCUAGGAAAAUCGUGUAGCAACUGUGUUUGGGUACAUUACAAAGUGUUUACUCCAUGUUGUACUUUUUCAGAUUAGGUUAGUGAGCAACUGUGUCAUAGAAAAAUUAGAUAUGUUAGCAUAAUGAUAAUUCAUUUAAAAAAAUAAAGCUUUGCAACAGACUAGCCAAGGAACUUGGAAAGCUACCAUUUUGUCAAGUAAGGUAGUGUCACAAGA